AUGACCAACCUGUCCGAUCAGGAGUAUCAGCUCGAGGCCCUAAACGCUGAGAUGCAGAACGCUCUCAACUAUCUGGAUCCUUCAUGCCAGCUUGCAGCCCAGAUUCGAGAAGCGAUGGUUCUGAUACGGUGCUAUGAGCUUCUCCAACAGUCACGGGCCUACCAAGGCUCCGAAGAAACAAUCCGCGAGGAUGUUUCGGACGUCGCCUUGGACCGUGGUAGCGACAUCGACUCUAACCAAGUCUCUCGUCCACUUUCGCCCACUGCUCCCAGCGAAGUCAAGGAAGACAAGGAGACCACAGUCACUGCAGGCGAGAGAAACGCAACGCUUGGUUCAAGCUCGGAAUCGACCUCGACCCUUGAGCAGCCCACUAUUCUUAACUAA
Messenger RNA from Fusarium mangiferae, 384 nucleotides. RefSeq lists its product as uncharacterized. The record is from RefSeq and is a predicted model, not a curated record. Bases 1 to 384 code for a protein of 127 amino acids. NCBI's taxonomy places the organism in Eukaryota, Fungi, Ascomycota, Sordariomycetes, Hypocreales, Nectriaceae. The transcript has a single exon.